This is a messenger RNA of Pistacia vera, 7511 nucleotides long. Its product is annotated as CCR4-NOT transcription complex subunit 1. The transcript is spliced from 51 exons. Lineage: Eukaryota; Viridiplantae; Streptophyta; Magnoliopsida; Sapindales; Anacardiaceae. Gene Ontology annotation, molecular function: molecular adaptor activity. The record is from RefSeq and is a predicted model, not a curated record. Gene Ontology annotation, cellular component: P-body; CCR4-NOT core complex. Gene Ontology annotation, biological process: nuclear-transcribed mRNA catabolic process, deadenylation-dependent decay.
UUACCGAAGUAAGAGUCUUAAGUGUUUCGACGAUUCUCAGUCUUGGCAACCUCAAGUCCAAGAUCUUCCGCCAUUGCCAAAUUUUCGACCCCUCAGUUACCAUGCUUGGCCUUUCCUCUAUGAUUCCAAGCCAGAUUCGGUUCUUGCUCCAAAGCUUGACCGAAGCAAACGCCGAUUCUGUUUUGCGAGAGCUCUGUCAGUUUAUUGAAUAUGGAAUUGGGGAAGGCAUUAUCAUGCUUCAAACUUGCUUGGAUCACUUGAAUCUUCGUGGAACUGACUCAAGGAAUCCGCAGCUUGAAUCAAUUGUAGCAUCAGUUUUUAAAUACAUCAUGGAUAAACCAAAUUUUGGUACCGUAUUUAGUGAGUCACUAAGGAGUACUGAGAUCAAUGAGCAACUGCUGGAGCAUUUAUCCAAUGUGCUACAUUUAUCUGUAUCUGAAAGGAUUGGGAUUGGUUUCGCCUUGUCUGAUUUAGAAAAUAUUGAUGUAAUAUUGUGUGGGAAGAACUUUUGUAUGGCUCAGAUUGAGAAGCUAUGUGCCAAUCCUGUUCCUGUGAAUUCAGCUGAGCAAAUUCAGAAUAUUGUUAUGUUUCUUCAGCGGUCAAGUGACCUUUCCAAGCAUCUUGAUUCUCUUAUGCAGAUGUUGUCUUUAGUGCAAUUCAAAGACCUUACCGAAUUUGCCUUAACUCCAGUGCUUCCUGAUGAUCUGCGUGAGGCUAAGUAUUUAAGAGAAAUGGAUUUGUUCCAUGAAUGCAUGGAUAAUGAUUUUGAUGAUAUUUUAGCGGAAAUGGAAAAGGAAAUGAGCAUGGGAGAUGUUAUGAAGGAACUAGGUUAUGGAUGUACAGUUGAUGACACACAGUGCAAAGAGAUUCUCUCUCUUUUCUUACCGUUGACUGAGAUUAACCUUUCUAGGAUACUUGGUACAAUUGCUCACACCCAUGCUGGGCUGGAAGACAACCAUAAUGCAUUUUCAACAUUUGGCCUGGCCCUUGGUUGUGGCACUCAUUCUGAUUUGCCACCAUUAAGCUCUUGGAAUGUUGAUGUCCUUGUGAAAACGAUCAAGCAACUUGCUCCUAGCACCAACUGGACUCAAGUUAUUGAGAACUUGGAUUAUGAGGGUUUCUACAUCCCCAAUGAGGAGGCCUUCUCUUUUUUCAUGUCUGUAUAUAAAUAUGCAUGCCAGGAUCCAUUCCCUCUUCAUGCCAUUUGUGGGGGUGUUUGGAAGAAUGCUGAGGGCCAGUUAUCUUUUCUUAAAUAUGCUGUAACAGCGACACCAGAAAUAUUUACCUUUGGCCAUUCUGCAAGGCAGCUGACUUAUUUUGAUGAGGUGCAUGGCCAUAAGCUUCAACUUGGACAUGCAAAUCAUGCUUGGUUGUGUCUUGACCUUCUAGAUGUGCUUUGCCAACUAGCUGAGAGGGGUUAUGCCAGCUUUGUCCAAUCAAUGCUUGAGUACCCUCUCAAAAACUGCCCUGAAGUCUUGCUUCUUGGAAUGGCACACGUUAAUACUACUUAUAAUCUCAUCCAGUAUGAAGUAUCUUUCACUGUUUUCCCGAUGUUAAUAAAAAAUACCAUGUGCAGUGGUAUGAUUCUUCACCUCUGGCAUGUGAAUCCCAAUCUUGUAUUGCGAGGAUUCAUAGAUACUCACAACACGGAACCUGACAGCUUGAUUAGAAUAUUAGACAUAUGUCAGGAACUGAAGAUCCUAUCAUCAGUUCUAGAGAUGGUCCCUUCUCUUUCCGCUAUCAGAUUGGCAGUUCUUGCUGCACAAAAAGAACUUGUAGACCUUGAGAAGUGGCUGAGUGGUAACUUAAGUACAUACAAGGAUUUCUUCUUUGAGGAGUGCCUGAAGUUUGUCAAGGAGAUUCAGUUUGGUAGAUCACAGGAUUUUUCUGCCAAACCUUUCCUUCAUUCUGGUGCUCUAUUGAAUCUUUACAUGGAAAAGAUCACUACUAUUAUGAAGGUUUUGAAAUCGCAUACUGGCUUGAUUACUUCAGCCAAACUCCUUGAUGAACUGGAAAAGUUGCAUGCAACAAUCUUGGAUUCUAAUCCAAAACUACAGAAUGGUGGAGCUUCAGAAUCAUCGGCGACUGAUGGAUACGCAGAUGAUAUUGAGGCAGAAGCAAACUCUUACUUUCAUCAGAUGUUCUCAGGUCACUUGACUAUUGAAGCAAUGGUUCAAAUGCUUGCACGAUUCAAGGAUUCUUCAGUGAAAAGGGAACACUCAAUUUAUGAGUGCAUGAUUGCAAACCUGUUUGAGGAAUACAGAUUCUUUCCAAAGUAUCCUGACAGGCAGCUCAGAAUUGCUGCCGUUCUCUUUGGGUCCAUCAUCAAGCAUCAGCUUGUAACUCAUCUCACCCUUGGGAUUGCCCUGCGUGGUGUUUUAGAUGCAUUGCGUAAACCUGCUGAUUCGAAAAUGUUUGUGUUUGGUACAAAAGCAUUGGAGCAGUUUGUGGAUCGUCUGAUUGAGUGGCCACAGUAUUGCAACCAUAUUUUACAAAUAUCUCACCUGCGUAGUACACACUCAGAGCUUGUUGCUUUCAUUGAAAGGGCUCUUGCCAGGAUUUCAGCUGGGCAUUUGGAACCAGAUGGAACCAAUAGUGCUUCAACUGUUCAUCAGCUUGGUUCUUCUCAGGCUACCUCAGGAAAUGGGGAGGUUAAUAGUUCUACCAUUGCACAAUCUGGGCCGCAACAUUCUUCUCAGAUCCAGCUUCAAGCGAGAAAUGAAAGUUCUCUUGAUGAGCGUCAUAAAAUUUCUGCACCCUCAUCAAAUGAUGUAAAACCACUUCUAUCUUCCACUGGACAACCUUCAGUUGUUCCAUUGGGUGAUAAUUCUAGUGUUCAGAAGUUGCAAAACACAAUCAGUGCUCCAGCAAUGCUUUCAGCCUCUCCUGGUUUUGUUCGUCCUUCCCGAGGAGUUACAUCAACCAAAUUUGGCUCUGCUUUGAACAUUGAAACACUAGUUGCUGCUGCUGAGAGAAGAGAGACUCCCAUUGAGGCUCCAGCAUCAGAGGCUCAGGACAAGAUAUCAUUUAUAAUCAAUAAUAUUUCUGCUCUGAAUAUUGAGGCCAAAGCUAGAGAAUUCACUGAAAUAUUGAAGGAGCAGUACUAUCCAUGGUUUGCGCAGUAUAUGGUUAUGAAAAGAGCAAGCAUUGAACCGAAUUUUCACGAUUUGUACUUAAAGUUUCUGGAUAAAGUUAAUUCAAAGGCUUUGAACAAAGAGAUUGUCCAGGCCACAUAUGAGAACUGCAAGGUUCUAUUAGGAUCAGAGCUUAUAAAAUCAAGUUCAGAAGAGCGUUCGUUGCUUAAAAAUUUGGGUAGCUGGCUUGGGAAGUUAACAAUCGGAAGAAACCAAGUUUUAAGGGCUCGUGAAAUAGACCCUAAAUCACUGAUUAUAGAGGCUUAUGAGAAGGGAUUGAUGAUUGCAGUCAUUCCGUUUACCUCCAAGGUUCUUGAACCAUGCCAAAGUAGUCUAGCAUAUCAACCUCCAAAUCCCUGGACUAUGGGCAUUCUUGGAUUACUUGCUGAGAUCUAAUCGAUGCCAAACCUGAAAAUGAACCUCAAGUUUGACAUAGAGGUUCUAUUUAAGAACCUUGGUGUGGAUAUGAAAGACAUAACACCAACGUCUCUUCUCAAGGAGCGGAAAAGAGAAAUUGAGGGGAAUCCUGAUUUUUCUAAUAAAGAUGUUGGAGCAUCCCAGCCUCAGAUGAUUCCUGAAGUUAAACCAGGAAUUAUUUCUCCGCUAAAUCAUGUUGAAUUACCACUUGAGGUUGCCAGCCCACCUAAUUCUGGGGGCCCUACACAUUUAAUGUCUCAGUAUGCUGCUCCUCUUCGUCUUUCUUCUGGUACUUUGAUGGAGGAUGAAAAACUAGCAGCUCUUGGCUUGUCUGAUCAGCUUCCUUCUGCUCAAGGACUGUUUACUCAAUCCCAGACACCUUUUUCUGUUAGUCAGCUUUCCACGCCAAUACCUAACAUUGGAACUCAUGUUAUCAUCAAUCAGAAGCUCAGUACCUUGGGCUUGCACUUGCACUUUCAGAGAGUGGUUCCAAUUGCGAUGGACAGAGCUAUCAAAGAAAUAGUGUCAGGCAUUGUUCAACGCAGUGUUUCUAUAGCGACUCAGACAACAAAAGAGCUUGUUUUAAAGGAUUAUGCGAUGGAAUCAGACGAGACACGCAUUUAUAAUGCAGCACACUUGAUGGUUGCAAGUUUGGCAGGAAGUCUAGCUCAUGUGACAUGCAAGGAGCCCUUACGUACUUCUAUAUCAAGCCAAUUGAGGACUUCACUGCAAGGUUUAAGUAUAGCGAAUGAACUCCUAGAACAAGCUGUGCAACUUGUUACCAAUGACAACCUUGAUCUCGGCUGUGCGGUCAUUGAGCAGGCUGCCACAGAUAAGGCGAUUCAAACAAUUGACGGGGAGAUAACUCAACAACUUUCUUUAAGAAGAAAGCAUAGAGAAGGUGUUGGUUCCUCAUUAUUUGAUCCAAGCAUGUAUGCACCAGGUUCUAUGGGUGUUGUUCCUGAGGCCCUCCGCCCUAAACCAGGGCAUUUGUCUGUUUCUCAACAGCGAGUUUAUGAGGACUUUGUUCGACUUCCUUGGCAAAACCAAUCUAAUCAGAGCUCACAUGCCAUGUCUGCUGGUUCUUUGACUUCAUCCAGUGAUGCUGGUCUGACUGGUGCAUAUGGUUUGGCGGCAGGACAAGUUAACCCAGGCUACUCAGCAAGUGCAGGAAACACAGAAUUUGAAGCAGUCUCUCGCUCAUUGGAUGUUUCUUCUGGGUCAAUUGAAUCCAGUUCAGCUGCCCUGUUGAGUGUACCAUCGACCAAUAUUGUGACAGCUGAUAGUGGUGGUAUUCAGCAUAAUUCUGAAAACGACUCUGUCAAUGCUUCUUUUACUCCAACUGCUCCAGCCCCUGAAUUACUUUCUGUGGAUUCAACUGAGGCUGGAAAAGAACCAGGAGCUACUUCACAAUCCUUACCAUCACCUGUCACCCCUGAACGUCUUGGAAGUGGUGUGUUAGAACCUUCGCUAAACACAAGGGAUGCAUUGGAUAAAUACCAUAUCCUUGCACAGAAGUUAGACGCUUUGGUAGCCAGUGAUGCUACAGAAGCUGAUGUUCAGGGAGUGAUUUCUGAGGUUCCUGAGAUAAUACUAAGAUGCAUCAGUCGGGAUGAAGCUGCCUUGGCUGUGGCUCAAAAGGUUUUCAAGGGGUUAUAUGAGAAUGCUUCGAACAGUCUUCAUGUUGGUGCUCAUCUUGCAAUUUUGGCUGCCAUUCGUGAUGUUUGCAAGCUUGUUGUUAAGGAGCUCACACGUUGGGUUAUUUACUCAGAUGAGGAUAGAAAGUUCAACAAAGAUAUUACGGUUGGCCUUAUUCGGAGUGAAUUGCUGAACCUCGCGGAGUACAAUGUUCAGAUGGCAAAACUUAUAGAUGGUGGAAGGAACAAGGCUGCAAUGGAGUUUGCCAUUUCCCUUCUACAAACUUUGGUUACAGAUGAAUCCAGAGUCGUUUCAGAACUCCACAAUCUUGUAGAUGCAUUAGCAAAGGUUGCUGCAAAACCUGGUUCUUCUGAGUCACUACAACAGUUGAUUGAGAUUGUUAAGAAUCCUGUUGCUAAUGUAACUGCAUCUGGUGCUACUGCUGGAAUGGAUGAUAAGGCUAGGCAAUCCAAGGACAAAAAGGCUCCUAGUCUCUCCACAGCAAACAGGGAAGAUUAUAACAGCAUGGAGCCCGUGGACCCAGAUCCUGCUGGUUUUUCUGAUCAGGUCUAUGUGUUGUUCAAGGAGUGGUACCACAUAUGCGAACUUCCUGGCACAAAUGAUGCAGCUUGUACUCGUUACAUCUUACAAUUGCAUCAAAGUGGACUGCUGAAAGGGGAUGAUAUGACAGAUCGUUUUUUCCGAAACCUUACGAAAAUUGCUGUUGAACAUAGCAUACAAUCUGAAUCACCUCAACAAGUGCAGAGUGUAUCCUUUCAUACCAUUGAUAGUUAUGCAAAGCUUGUUUCAUCAGUCCUGAAGUGUUUGCCCGUGGAACAGGGAUCAACUAAAAUCUUUCUUUUGUCAAAGAUUUUGACCGUCACUGUAAGAUUUAUUCUAAAAGAUGAGGAGGAGAAGAAGGCAUCUUUUAAUCCAAGACCAUAUUUCAGAUUGUUUAUUAACUGGCUGCUAGACCUUGGCUCAUUGGAUCCUGCUAUCGAUGGUGCAAACAUUCAGAUUUUGACAGCCUUCGCAAACGCAUUCCAUGCUUUACAGCCCCUUAAAGUCCCGGCAUUCAGCUUUGCAUGGCUUGAAUUGGUGAGUCACAGGAGUUUCAUGCCUAAAUUGCUCAUAGGAAAUUCUCAAAAGGGUUGGCCUUUUAUCCAACGUUUGCUGGUAGAUCUGCUACAAUUCCUGGAGCCAUUUUUGAGAAAUGCUGAACUGGGAGUUCCGGUUCGCUUUCUGUAUAAAGGUACACUUAGAGUGCUGCUGGUACUCCUUCAUGAUUUCCCAGAGUUCCUAUGUGAUUAUCAUUUUACCUUUUGUGAUGUGAUUCCUCCAAGCUGCAUACAAAUGCGCAAUAUUAUUCUCAGUGCUUUUCCCCGCAAUAUGAGGCUACCAGAUCCAUCUACUCCCAACUUAAAGAUUGAUUUGCUUCCGGAAAUCAGAGAUGCUCCUCGAAUUCUCUCUGACGUUGAUGCGGCUCUUAGAGCAAAACAGAUGAAGGCUGAUGUAGAUGAGUAUCUCAAGACGGCACAGCCAGGUUCCUCGUUUUUGACUGAACUGAAGCAGAAAUUGCUCCUUCCUCCUAGUGAAGUUGCCUCUGCUGGUACUCGUUACAAUGUACCAUUGAUCAACUCUCUUGUGCUUUACGUAGGCAUGCAGGCCAUCCAACAACUGCAAACAAGAACACCACAUGCACAGUCAACAGGCAACAAUAGUUCGCUUACUGUGUUCUUGGUGAGUGCUGCCUUGGAUAUUUUCCAGACGUUGAUACAGGAUCUCGAUACUGAAGGGCGCUAUCUCUUCUUAAAUGCGGCUGCUAACCAACUUCGCUAUCCAAACAAUCACACUCAUUAUUUUUCCUUUGUCUUACUUUAUCUGUAUGCAGAAGCAAACCAGGAAAUUAUCCAGGAGCAAAUUACAAGAGUACUGUUCGAACGUCUUAUUGUCAAUCGACCUCAUCCAUGGGGCCUUCUUAUAACCUUCAUAGAGCUGAUAAAGAAUCCUAGAUACAACUUCUGGAACCAGUCUUUCAUUCGGUGUGCACCAGAGAUUGAGAAACUGUUUGAAUCAGUUGCUAGGUCAUGUGGAGGUCUAAAGCCUGUGGAAGAUAGUAUGGUCUCAGGUUGGGUUUCCGACAGCACACACUGAGGAGACUUAACAUGUUAUCAUUGUAUUAUUAUUUAAUCUUCUUUGUAAUCUCUCUUUGUUAUUAUUUAUCUAGUUAGUUUGUAUUUGACUUGUAUAUAUAGUUUAGUAUUUAAAAUUUUGUAACAUUUACAGCACUCCUCUUCCAACCAACUGUAGAGAUUUUGGUUA